This is a messenger RNA of Durio zibethinus, 1404 nucleotides long. Lineage: Eukaryota; Viridiplantae; Streptophyta; Magnoliopsida; Malvales; Malvaceae. The record is from RefSeq and is a predicted model, not a curated record.
ACGCUUAAAAUUCCCAAACGCAAAAAUCUCCAUUGAGUGGAAUCAAAAUUAGAGAAUUUCGAAUUUUUAGAAUUUUCUUUUCUUUGAAUUUCCACUUCUAUAAAUAGACUCCUAAGAGUCCAGCACCAAGUAAAUGCAAUUCCUCCCCUUUCUUCUUCUUCCUUUCGAAACUUUGCAUUCCCAUUGUUCUUUCUUCAUUAUCAAGAAUUUCAAGAUCCACUCUGUCUUCAUUUCCCUGAUUAAUAGGUACAUUAUUAAUUCCAGCAAAUCUCCAUUGCUGGCCGAUCUAUAAAUUCUCUAUGAGAACUGCGGUCUGAAUAGAUCUUUGUUGUAGAAGAAAACUGCUACUAGCAAUGACUUUGGCUAAUGGCAAUGCUCACCAAGUUACCAACAACGGGGAUGUAAGCAAACCCUUCAAGAUUUUUGUUGGUUAUGAUCCACGUGAGGAUCUAGCCUAUGAGGUCUGUUGCCAUUCAAUCUUGAAACGCUCAUCAGUUCCUGUUGAGAUCACACCCAUUGUUCAGUCAGAUCUUAGGAAAAAAGGCCUUUAUUGGCGCGAAAGGGGUCCGUUGGAGAGCACUGAGUUCUCCUUUUCACGGUUCCUGACACCCUUCUUGGCAAAUUAUGAUGGUUGGGCAAUGUUUGUUGACUGCGAUUUCCUUUACUUAGCUGAUAUCAAGGAGUUAACUGAGUUGAUUGAUGAUAAAUACGCAAUCAUGUGUGUUCAUCAUGAUUACUCCCCGAAAGAGACCACGAAAAUGGACGGUGCUGUGCAGACUGUUUAUCCCCGGAAGAAUUGGUCUUCUAUGGUGUUGUACAAUUGUGGUCAUCCAAAGAACAAAGGGUUGACUCCAGAGGUUGUGAACAAGCAAACGGGUGCUUUUCUUCAUAGGUUUCAGUGGCUUGAAGAUGAUGAAAUUGGAUCAGUCCCGUUUGUUUGGAAUUUCCUUGAGGGGCAUAACAAGGUUAUUGAGAAUGACUCCACAACAUUUCCUAAAGCUAUACAUUAUACUCGUGGAGGGCCAUGGUUUGAGGCAUGGAAGAAUUGUGAGUUUGCUGAUCUUUGGGUUAAGGAGAUGCAAGAGUACAUGGAAGAAAAGAAGUCAAAUGCAAAUUAAUUCAAAUCUGCAUAGUGCAGUAGUAUUUUCUAGUAUCCGUUUUACUAGUAUGUCAAUUUACUCUUGCUCUAUAUUUUUUUAUAUAUUGAAUCUGUCUUGUGUAUCCAAGAUCUGAUUAUGCUUUAGGGAAGAGCUAUUUUCUCUAUGGUUUAGGGUUUUCAACAGGUAUUGCAGGCUAUACAUUCAUGCCUCAUCUUAUAUGUAAUUUUUCAAUUUUUUAUUUGUUCAAUUGACUGCAUUUGGGAUAUGAUCCCUAAUAUGUUAUGAAGUAUCAUUAAUUGUUUAA